UUUUAGACCCUUGCGCUCUCACUCGAGAGGCUUUUCAUUUUUAAUCGCAUAGGCUUUCUGAACACAAGAACAAUAAUAGUUGUAUUACACAUUUAAUGAAACAUCUACUGUCUGCUGAUAUUUGUAUGUAUGUAUGACAUGGGUGGAAUACAUCUAAUAUUGAGCCUGCUGUUGGCCUGUUUGAAUGUUUGUGAGUGUGAGCUGGCCAUGUUUGGGGAGGUGUCUUCUCCUCGGUACCCCCAACCAUAUCCUGCAGAUCUCCAGGAACAGUGGGACCUGGAAGUGCCACAGGGCUAUCAAAUCCAGCUAAAGUUUAAUCACCUGGAUAUUGAGCCCUCUCCAAACUGCUACUAUGAUUCUCUUAAGGUUGUUGCUAAUAAGAAAGUUCUGGGGAAGUUCUGUGGCCAGAAUUACACUGACAGGUAUCAUCCUGGUAACAAGCCCAUCUUGGCUCCUGGCAACCGUCUCCAGCUGUUUUUUCUAACGGAUGACUCCAACCAUGUGUCACACCUGGGCUUCACCGCAUUUUACCAGGCUGUUGAUAUAGAUGAGUGUUCCUCCUCCAGUGUGGAGAAGGAAUCAUAUCCACCUUGUUCUCAGAUAUGCCUUAACACUCUGGGCUCCUACUUGUGUGCCUGUCACCAUGGUUACCAAUUACUACCUGACCAACGCACAUGCAUCUUGGACUGUGGGGGUGGGGUUUACAGUGAACCAGAGGGGACUAUCUCCAGUCCUGGAUACCCAGACACCUCCCCACUUGAUAUGCACUGUGUCUACAGCAUCUCUGUGCAGCCAGGCUUCACAAUCACCCUCAACUUCAGCCAGACCUUCCAUAUAGAGCAGGUCUUCAACCAAGGUCCGACCUGCCUCUUCCAUUGGCUGAAAGUGUUUGUUCCAGAAAAAGAGCCCCAAAAGUUUUGUGGUGGGAAAAGCCCUGGACUCCUCCACACUGGCUCCCAUUCCACACAGCUUGAGUAUCAUACUGACAAACACGGACAGAGCCAGGGGUGGAGCUUACAUUACACUACCCAGAGGGUGCAGUGUCCAAGUCCGGGUGGGAUACGCAAUGGAAGAGUCACUCCAAACUUUACCCAGUACUUGUACAGAGAUUACAUUCAUGUGCUCUGUAACCCAGGAUACAAGCUGAUGAUGGGAGAGAAAGAAAUAAGAAGUUUUAAGUCCAUGUGUCAGAGUAAUGGAGAAUGGCAUUUGACACUGCCAGAGUGCAAGAUUAUUGACUGUGGAGAUCCAAAGCCUCUGAUAAAUGGUGGUGUUCAUUUAAUCAGUGGAUCAAAUAAUGAAUAUCUCUCAGUCAUUGAGUACCACUGCAAUGAGCCAUACUAUGCUUUUGAGGAGACUCCAAAAGCAAGAUACACCUGUGCCGUAAAUCGUAAAUGGACAAAGGAUGAUAUCAAUGACAUUAUUCCUCCUUGCAUUCCGGUGUGUGGACUGAAUUCAGAAAUCAAGGCUGGUGGCAGAGUUUUUGGUGGGAAGCCAGCAUUACCGGGGCAGAUUCCCUGGCAGCUUUUCACUAGGUCAGGAUAUGGAGGUGGUGCUUCUCUGAUCAGUGAUUAUUGGGCCAUUACAGCUGCUCAUGUAGUAGAUGGAUUUGAAAACACCACCAUGUAUUUCCUUGGUAGAAUAACUGAUUUAAAUAAAAAAGAUUUUGUCAGUUUAGAGACAGAGAAGAUCAUAAUUCACCCAAAUUAUCAGAGAGUGGGUACAGACAAACAUGAAACAAACUAUGAUAAUGACAUUGCACUGAUCAAAAUGUCUGAGAGGGUGCCACUCGGUCCAAACAUCAGGCCAGUGUGUCUACCAAAGAAAACAGACGGACCAGUGAUGGAGGGCACAAUGGGUACAAUCUCAGGUUUUGGAGGGUUUCAGUAUCAGUUAUUAAGUAAACAAUUGCGUUAUGGGCAUGUUCAGGAAUAUUCAAAUGAUAAAUGUGAUUCAGGGGAUCUGACUGUCACUGAUAACAUGUUCUGUGCUGGGCAAGAUACUGAAGGUGUUGACAGUUGUAAAGGUGACAGUGGGGGCCCUCUGUUUCUCCCUAUGUUGGGCUAUGGGUCUGCAGAGCAGCGCUAUGAAUUGAGGGGCAUUGUGUCAUGGGGUCCUUCUAGAUGUGGUAAUAAAAGCUUUAAAGGUUUCUACACUAAAGUGCAGAACUACCUGGAUUGGAUCAAAGAAAUAAUGGCAAAUAACUAGAAUCGACUUACCAAGAGACAUGACCCAUUUUUUAUGAUUACACCACAGAUAAAACUCAUAACCUUGAGUAGUUUGGGAUGAGUUUCAGAUAUGCACAUUUCAAUAAUUCACAUUUAGUUUCCUAUUAAAGGUGUAAAUGUGCAUUUGGUUAAUCUAUUCAUGUUUAGUAGUAUUAAUGUAAUGUAUUCAAGAUUUUGAAUAAAAGUGUUACACCAUGUUAAAAAAAUACAGAUUAUUUUCCUCUGCUACAGCAAACAUGGUUGAAUUGUACCAUUUUCAAGUUUUCAUCUUUUGUUUUCUCUUAAAGUUAUAAGGUUAUCUU
Molecule: messenger RNA, 2530 nt
Organism: Xyrauchen texanus (razorback sucker)
Lineage: Eukaryota; Metazoa; Chordata; Actinopteri; Cypriniformes; Catostomidae
Product: complement C1r-A subcomponent-like
Exons: 11
Coding region: 130-2208 (692 amino acids)
Biological process (GO): complement activation; proteolysis
Cellular component (GO): extracellular region
Molecular function (GO): serine-type endopeptidase activity; calcium ion binding
Source: RefSeq, a predicted model, not a curated record